This is a messenger RNA of Harmonia axyridis, 1854 nucleotides long. RefSeq lists its product as uncharacterized. Bases 1 to 1854 code for a protein of 617 amino acids. The record is from RefSeq and is a predicted model, not a curated record. The transcript has a single exon. Lineage: Eukaryota; Metazoa; Arthropoda; Insecta; Coleoptera; Coccinellidae.
AUGUCUUCAGAUAGGAAGAUGAAAAGUUUGUUAGCUCAACGUGAUAGCGCAAUUUCAAGACUCGAUGAUUUGAAACGAGUAGCAGAAAAUGCAUUGACCGAUAAUAAUGUUCAUGCAAAUUUCAGAUGUCGUUAUAAACAUAUUGACGUUAUUCUUGAAAACUUCGAAUCACUGCAUAAUGAAAUAAUUUCUUUAAGUGCUUCAGCGGAGGGAGCUGAUAUCAAACCACAACUUGAUCUGUCUUCGUCUUUUCAUGAUGAUUAUUAUUAUAUUCAGUCUGUUUACGAAAACCUUUUCGAUAAAUCUACAACGGAAAUUGAAAAUUAUUGUAAGGUUAGGUUGCCCAAACUCGAAUUGCCCACAUUUGAUGGCGACCUUAGGCAAUGGCAGACCUAUUCUGAUGUUUUCGAUUCUCUGAUCCAUAACAAUGCAGCACUGUCGAACAUUGAUAAAUACAAUUAUUUAAUCUCUUCUCUUGAAGGUAACGCUCUCUCUAUAGUCAAAUGUACUCCUGUAACUAGUGCCAACUAUUUAAUAGCUUAUUCUGCUCUCAAAAGGAGAUAUGAAAAUAAAAGAUUAAUUGCAGCCGCUCAUUGGCAAACAAUAGAAAGAACGAAACGCAUAAAUGUAGUAGAUAAUUUAUCUGCAUUACGUGUUUUACUCGAUACAUUUUCGGAAAAUCUCGCCGCCUUGGAAAAUCUUAAAUUUCCAGUUAAACAAUGGGACUUUAUCGUGUUUAGUAUGCUAUUUGAUCGUCUGGAUUCAGUAACGCAAACUAGAUUCGAGUUAGAACAUGGCUCACACCUCACUCUUCAUGAUUACUAUGAAACUUUGUUCGAAUUUUUAGAAAAACAAUGUAAUGCCUGGAAUAAUGUGGCUUUAUGUAAUUCAAGUAGCAAAAAGACUGACAUAGCAAAGUUCAAACACUCUGACCGGCACAUCUCUUCGAAAGUAGGAAUGAGCUCGAGUUUUUUGGUAGGUUCAUCUGCUUCUACAUCUGCAUGUUGUCGCUUAUGCUCAAAUUCCCAUAAUAUAUAUACUUGUCCUCAUUUUUUGAAUAAGUCCACUAAGGAAAGAUAUGCCUUAGUGAAGAGUAAAAAAUGGUGUACUAAUUGUUUGGGUGAUAAACAUACAGCGUCGAAUUGUAAUUCUAAGUCUGUCUGCAGACAGUGUUCUCUUCAGCAUCAUACACUUUUGCAUUUCGGCUCUGAAUCAGCAACCGAAUCACCGACAAUAAACACGACGAAUAUAAAAAGUUCCGAAGUUCGAGAUGCAUCUGUUAAUUUAUUCGCUAGCCCUGAUCAUACUAUAUUAUUGUCAACUGCUUUAGUUGAAGUACGCGAUAUUUCUGGAAAUUAUCAUAUUCUGCGCGCACUUCUCGACAGUGCAAGCCAAUCUUCGUUCAUUACGAAAAAAUGUUGCGAAACAUUGAAACUAAUCUCAAGUCCACUUUCUAUUUCUAUAAAGGGGGUGGGGCCAAUAACGGCAAAAGCAAAUCAGGGUGUUUCUUGUAAAUUAAAACCACAUGGCUUUGAUGAGCCUGUAUUGAAUGUAGAUUUUCUGAUCAUUCCUCAAAUUUGUACCAACAUGCCUCACGUCACUAUUCCGCGCAAUCAAUUUGAUAAAUUCACCAACUUACAACUAGCUGAUCCAUAUUUUAAUAAGUCAGCGCCUAUCGACUUAUUAUUGGGUGCGGAUAUAUUCGCUCAUGUAUUAAAAGGUACAGCCAUUCGAGGUUCUUCGGAUGAACCAGUGGCUCUAGAUACGGAAUUCGGUUAUGUUAUAAUGGGGAAGGUGAAUUUUGUCUCUAAUACUGUAAGUUCUGGGAGCUUGAACAGAUCAAAACUCGUGUAG